AUGGUAGGUAUGCAGAACCAGAUCGUGUGCCAUGCUUGCCGGACCGUUCUGCUCUACCCGCGAGGCGCGUCCAGCGUCUGCUGCGCGGUUUGCCAGGCCAUCACCACCGUGCCGCCACCAGGACUGGAGAUGGCUCAGCUUAUAUGUGGUGGUUGCCGAACUUUGCUGAUGUAUACUCGCAGUGCAGACACUGUAAGGUGUUCAUGUUGCAACACAGUCAAUCUUGUUAGACCAGUGAAUAAUAUAGCUCAUGUGAACUGCGGCCAGUGCCGGACAACUUUGAUGUAUCCAUAUGGCGCACCUUCAGUAAAAUGUGCCAUAUGCAAUUAUGUCACGACUACUGGAGUAAAUACUGUGGCACCCACUCCAUCUGCGAGGCCAACAUCAAAUGACUCUUCAUAUAGUGGCUCAUCUACUUCUGCUCCUAAAUCUCAACCUCAGAAUGUAACUGUUGUUGUUGAGAACCCUAUGACAGUUGAUGACAAGGGAAAACUUGUCAGCAGCGUUGUAGUUGGAGUCACAGCUGGGAAAGUGUGA
Messenger RNA from Miscanthus lutarioriparius, 537 nucleotides. The record is from the annotation of a GenBank genome assembly. NCBI's taxonomy places the organism in Eukaryota, Viridiplantae, Streptophyta, Magnoliopsida, Poales, Poaceae.